CCUCUGCCACUGGCUUUACACUUCCUCCCAGACCCCACAGACCAGGUCGGGUUCGAGCUUCGGGGCUCUCCUGUCACCAACCAUACCCUCACUGACUUCGACUCUUGAGCCUAGAGCAGCAGCCAAUCCACUCGUUUUACAGCCGUUCAGCGAUCUUCAAUUGCCUCUCGCUCCACCAUGCCCCCGAAGGCCACCCAUCCAGCUACGCUGCCCGAAGCCCGCGGAGUCAAGUACGACGAAUCCGACAUGGCGCUCUUCCAUGCCAAGCUUUCAUACCAUUCGACGAUCGACGACCGGCUGGCGACGAAAGACCCGAAUCUGAUGUCCAUCUCGGAACAUCAAGCGCGGAUCCUGAAGCGGUGGGAGAUGCUGAAGCAGGUGGAGAAGGAGAUGAGCGAGAAAGGCAAACUUCUGUCGCCGGCGGAAAAGAACCAACUGGCGCAGUACGAAUGGCGAUACCGGAGACUGGAGGAGGUCGCGACGACGAGCACCAGAUAGGACAGGCCGCGUUUUCUUUUUAUAAACAUCAUCACGAAAAA
Messenger RNA from Aspergillus heteromorphus CBS 117.55, 539 nucleotides. RefSeq lists its product as uncharacterized. Lineage: Eukaryota; Fungi; Ascomycota; Eurotiomycetes; Eurotiales; Aspergillaceae. The record is from RefSeq and is a predicted model, not a curated record. Bases 178 to 498 code for a protein of 106 amino acids. The transcript has a single exon.